This is a messenger RNA of Camponotus floridanus (Florida carpenter ant), 765 nucleotides long. RefSeq names its product gibberellin-regulated protein 14-like. The record is from RefSeq and is a predicted model, not a curated record. The transcript has a single exon. The coding region runs from base 1 to 765 and encodes 254 amino acids. NCBI's taxonomy places the organism in Eukaryota, Metazoa, Arthropoda, Insecta, Hymenoptera, Formicidae.
AUGGACCGGCACGAGAUGGACGAACUCUUCGGAGCCAUAAGCUCGAGCUCGGAGUCCGAAGUAAGCGGGCCUACUACCGCGCCGACCACGACGCCGCCAACGCCUGCCAAGCCGCCGCCAGCGACCCCGAGCCCGGGACGAUCCCGACGACCGCCGCGGCCCGGGACAUCCGUCCAGCGAUCCGACCAGGCAAACCGGCGGAAGGCGAUCAUCCUGACGACGCCGCCGGAAAUUAAGCCGCGCCGCCGCGGAAGAAUCGCCGCCCUGGCCGACCCCCGGUCGGCUAACAGCCGUCCGCCAGCUGCCAGGACCGGCAAGGCCUCGACAGCCAGGCCACCGACCACCGGACCGCACACCUCCACCGGAGCUCCUAGGACCCGGCCAACGAACACCGGGCCGUAUACAACCCGGCCUGCGAUCGUCGGACCACCUACCGCCCGGCCUGCGAACACCGGUCCACCGACUACCCGGCCCAUGACCGCCGACCCCGCGACUGCUCGACCUACGACCGUCGGACCGCCUAUCGCCCGGCCUGCAACCACCGGGCCAUCCACGCCCGUCGGACCACCCGCCAUCCGACCGCAGACCGCCAGGCCACCUAUCGCCGGGACCAUUCCCGUCCGCUUGGGCGUGGUCGAGGUCCCCGCCGGAUCGGCCAUCAUCGGGCGGAGGUAUAAGGUCCGCACCGCGUCGGGCCGAUGGGUGAUCAGGUUCCACCCAGACGGCCGCCCCCGAGCAGCACGACGCCUCGACGGACCCCCCUGA